CCGGGCCGCGCCGUGCCCGCGCCCGUGCCCGCGCCCCCGGGCCGGGAGCCGUCCCCGCGCGGUUGUGGCAUUAUUUAAUUAUCUCCGCUUUAUUCCUUCCGAUGUUUAUCAGCUGCUUUGCAUAUCACGUGGGGGCGGGCGGCCCAAUGAGGGCCCGCCUGGCGCGACACUGGCGCGUCAGCCUUGGUCAAGUCCCGGAGAUUUAGUAUCUCUUUUUUCAGUCUUUGGGGCUUUUAAAAAAGAGCCACUAGUCUCAAUGCGGAGCGGGCUAUGACAGCCUCCGUGCUCCUCCACCCCCGCUGGAUCGAGCCCGUCAUGUUCCUCUACGACAACAGCCUGGAUGAGAUCAAUAAGAACAUGGACGGGUUUCACGCCGGCAGCAACUUCGCGGCGGCGGCGGCGGCCAACCCCUGCCGCAACCUGAUGGCUCACCCCGCGCCCCUGGCCGCCCCCAGCGCCGCCGCCUACACGUCGAGCGAGGCCCCCGCCGCCGGCAUGGCCGAGCCCGCUGUCAAGCAGUGCAGCCCCUGCUCGGCCGCCGUGCAGAGCUCCUCCGGCGCCGCGCUGCCCUACGGCUACUUCGGCAGCGGCUACUACCCGUGCCGCAUGACCCACCACAACGCCAUCAAGUCCUGCGCCCAGCCCGCCUCCACCUUCGCCGACAAGUACAUGGACACGUCGGUCUCCGGCGAGGAGUUCACGUCGCGGGCCAAGGAGUUCGCUUUCUACCAGGGCUACGCCGCCGGGCCCUACCAGCCGGUGCCCGGCUACCUGGAUAUGCCCGUCGUGCCCACCAUCGGCGGCCCCGGCGAGCCGCGGCACGACCCCCUCCUCCCCAUGGACAGCUACCAGCCCUGGGCCAUCACCAACGGGUGGAACGGGCAAGUGUACUGCCCCAAGGAGCAGAGCCAGCCGCCUCACCUCUGGAAGUCCACCCUCCCGGACGUCGUUUCGCAUCCCUCCGAUGCGAACUCGUACAGGCGGGGGAGGAAGAAGCGAGUGCCUUACACAAAGGUUCAGUUAAAAGAACUCGAAAGGGAAUACGCUACAAAUAAAUUCAUAACCAAAGACAAACGGCGGAGGAUAUCGGCGACCACGAAUCUGUCAGAGAGACAGGUCACAAUCUGGUUCCAGAACAGAAGGGUCAAAGAGAAAAAAGUCAUCAACAAAUUGAAGACGACCAGUUAAUGGAUUAAAAAUGGAGAAGCAGCAGCUCGAAAGUUUCAGAACUUUUUUUUUUGUUGUUCAGAUUAAAGUAAUUAUUAAUAAUAAUUAAAAAAGAAAAGACAAUGAACCUCUUCUUUCAGAACAAGAGAUCUGUAUCCUUGGAAUUAUAGCAUUUUUUAAAAUAUUGCUGUAGCAAAUGGUUAAAACUGACAGUUCUCCUGAAAUCCCAAGCAGACAGUGUAACUGACAAACUGUAAAGCCCACAUGCCCAGCCCCGAGAGAUACACUUUCAAUUAAGACACACAGUUUUCUGAGAAACUUGUAAGUACUUCUAUGACCUUACUAUUUCAGAACACUCUUCGUGGCCACGAUGUGAGAGCUGGUUGACGUGAGGAGGUCGAUGUGUACACAUAAGCUUGUUUUCUUCCAUUGCAAUCCAAACUGUAUGUUGAAUGACUGCUCAGGUAAACCAUAGUGAAAAAAAAAUGUACAAUUACUGUAUGUUUUUAAGCAAUGCAUUUAAUGUAAAAAAAAAAAAAAAAAAAAAAAGUAAUAAUAAACCUCGAAGGUACUGAAUAAGGAUUUCAGAGACAUCAGUAAUGAAGGAAGCUCUGUGGAGGAUCUAUCCUGAUAGCAAAUUAGAAACAUCGCAAACUAUUGGGGAUAGAAGGGAAAAUAUUUGCUUGGAGAUAUCUGUUGGUUUUAAUUUUUAUUUUCAAAAGAUGAUUUCUUGUCAUCUUUUUUUUUUUUUUCUCCUGCAGACCGUACAAUAGAUACUUUUUAAAGGACUCUGCCUAUUUUAAACCUCAAACUAUCUUCAAGAAUUAAUAUUUUAAGUCCCCGGAAAUUUUUUAAAUGUUUGACUCUGGGUGGAUACAAAAACGUGAGCAUUGGCAUUUCUUCAUAGUUAAAAAAUAUAUAUAUAUCCCUUUCUGGAAAAAAAAAUAUCCGAGAACUUCGAACUGAAAUACAUUUUUCCCCAGAAGUAUUUUGAUUUAUAUAAUCUAUAUUUUGAUCUAUAAGUAAUUAGUCGUUUCUCCUUGUUUAUUGUCUGUUAUGAGGCCGCAGUAGAACGUUUAGGGAUUCUUUUUACAGCACCUUUUAAUCCAAUCAGUUAUUUCAACCAGCACAUUAUUUUGUUUUUAUUCACUAUAAGAAGCUAUCUUGUAAAUAAUAAAAAAAAAAUCAGCGCACUGU
This is a messenger RNA of Anas platyrhynchos (mallard), 2364 nucleotides long. It is a transcript of the gene HOXA13, whose product is annotated as homeobox A13. Gene Ontology annotation, biological process: regulation of DNA-templated transcription. Gene Ontology annotation, molecular function: DNA-binding transcription factor activity, RNA polymerase II-specific; DNA binding. The record is from RefSeq and is a predicted model, not a curated record. NCBI's taxonomy places the organism in Eukaryota, Metazoa, Chordata, Aves, Anseriformes, Anatidae.